AAGCAAAGAGAAGGCCUUGCCUUGCUGCAUCUCCUACUGCUGCUGCCACUACUAGUGCCACUCUCGCCUCCUUCCACCCUCCAACAGUCCACUAAAUCAUUCAUCUUUUGAAGUUUUUUUUUACUUCUGCUCUCCUCCUUUGCUCCACUCUCAAUGCAAAAGAGCACACUUGACUCUUGCCUCCUCAGCACCCAAUCUCUCUUGCUCUAAGUCCCUCUCCUAUCUGAAGUUCUCAAAGCCUCUCUUUCUCUCUCACUUUCUUGAAGACAAUGCAGGCUCUGGUGAGCUGCAACAGGCCAUUGGCCAUGGUGGUGGUGUCUUCACUCCAGCUGCUACUCAUUGCUGCAUUGUUCCAUCUGGGCUCUUGCAAUGGAGGAGACAGGAUCACAAGGCUACCAGGCCAGCCUGAGGUGAGCUUUGGGCAGUAUGCUGGCUACAUUGGGGUGGAUGACAAGGGCAAGAGGGCUCUCUUCUACUACUUUGUGGAGGCUGAGCUUGAUCCUGCCACAAAGCCCCUUGUUCUCUGGCUCAAUGGAGGUCCUGGCUGUUCUUCACUUGGCGUUGGAGCUUUCUCAGAGAAUGGCCCUUUCAGGCCUAGUGGGCAGGUCUUGGUGAAGAAUGAGUACAGUUGGAACAAAGAGGCCAAUGUGAUAUACCUGGAGACACCAGCUGGUGUUGGGUACUCCUAUUCUUCUGAUGCUGCAUACUACCAGGGUGUGGAUGAUAAGAUGACAGCAAUGGACAAUAUGGUGUUCUUGCAAAGGUGGCUUGAAAAGUUCCCACAGUACAAAGGCAGAGAACUGUACAUUUCUGGAGAAAGUUAUGCAGGGCAUUACAUUCCACAACUUGCUGAAGUCAUGGUGGAAUUUAACAAGAAGAACAAGAUCUUCAACCUCAAAGGGAUUGCUCUUGGUAAUCCUGUUCUUGAGUUCACCACUGACUUCAACUCUAGGGCAGAGUACUUCUGGUCCCAUGGGCUGAUUUCAGACUCAACAUACAGAAUUUUCACCUCGGUUUGCAACUACUCCCGCUAUGUCACCGAGUACUACGGUGGAUCGCUUACCCCGCUUUGCACAAGGGUGAUGAACCAAGUGACAAGGGAGACUAGCCGAUUCGUCGACAAAUACGACGUCACACUGGAUGUCUGCUUGUCAUCAGUCCUCUCACAGUCCAAGAUCCUCACUCCUCAUCAACAAGCGGGACAGCGGAUCGACGUUUGCGUCGAGGACGAGACGGUGAACUACCUGAACAGGAAGGAUGUGCAGGAAGCACUCCAUGCUAAGCUCAUUGGUGUAAAGAAUUGGGCGGUUUGCAGCAGUGUUCUCGAGUAUGAGCUACUCAACCUGCAGAUUCCAACCAUUAACAUAGUGGGAUCACUUGUAAAGUCUGGCAUCCGUGUGCUAGUUUACAGUGGUGAUCAAGACUCGGUCAUCCCGCUAACGGGGAGCAGGACGCUUGUGCAGAACUUGGCGCGCAAUUUAGGCCUCAAGACGACGGUCCCAUACCGAGUUUGGUUCGAGGGGCAACAGGUUGGUGGAUGGACUCAGGUUUAUGGAGACAUGCUGUCCUUUGCCACCAUCAGAGGGGCUUCGCACGAGGCGCCGUUCUCGCAGCCCGAACGGUCUCUGGUGCUCUUCAGGGCCUUCCUCCAGGGAAGGCCUCUGCCAGAAACGUUCUCAUGAUACUGGAGAAGAAGCUGUUUGGCAAUGCAAUGCUUCUGCUGCUGCUGCUGCUGCUGGGAGAAUUGAUUAGAGUCCCUUCUGUUCCUGCUUCUGCAAGUGGUCUAUUGCUUUAGUUCUGUAAGAAAGUGUUUGCUGCAUUCGCCUCCUGCUGCUAGCUUAAGCUGUUUCAAUGCCGCGAUAAGGGCAUCAUUUGUUCGAUCUCAAGGUUUUGUUCCCCUCUUUUUUUCUUCUGUAUUAGUUCCAGGCUUGGCAAUUGUCUAAAGUAAGUUGAAAG
This is a messenger RNA of Oryza brachyantha (malo sina), 1956 nucleotides long. RefSeq names its product serine carboxypeptidase-like 45. Lineage: Eukaryota; Viridiplantae; Streptophyta; Magnoliopsida; Poales; Poaceae. Gene Ontology annotation, molecular function: serine-type carboxypeptidase activity. The transcript has 10 exons. The coding region runs from base 270 to 1682 and encodes 470 amino acids. Gene Ontology annotation, cellular component: vacuole. Gene Ontology annotation, biological process: proteolysis. The record is from RefSeq and is a predicted model, not a curated record.